Messenger RNA from Daucus carota subsp. sativus, 2924 nucleotides. Its product is annotated as nitrate reductase [NADH]. The coding region runs from base 92 to 2794 and encodes 900 amino acids. The record is from RefSeq and is a predicted model, not a curated record. Gene Ontology annotation, biological process: sulfur compound metabolic process; nitrate assimilation; nitric oxide biosynthetic process. The transcript has 4 exons. Gene Ontology annotation, molecular function: heme binding; molybdenum ion binding; molybdopterin cofactor binding. NCBI's taxonomy places the organism in Eukaryota, Viridiplantae, Streptophyta, Magnoliopsida, Apiales, Apiaceae.
AAAGUCCCCCUCUAUAAAACCCAAGCUUGGCCUCUCAAAUUUGAAACACACAACCACAUACAAAACACAACUAGUGAAAACAACACACAGAAUGGCUACUUCAGUUCAAAACCGCCUGCACCAUCUCGAGCCCGGUUUUAAUGCUCUCAACCGGAACUACAACAAGUCCGGGUUCCGCUCUGACUCACCGGCUCGUAGCUGCAGCCUCCCUGGAAAUCAAAUACUUUUCACUAGCCCAAAAAAGUCCAUUUUGCUAGAGGAUGAUUACUCGAGUGACGAAGAUGACUUCAACUCCGAUUAUCAGGAAAUGAUUGAAAAGGCCAAUGUAGAGCUCGAACCGUCCGUUUAUGAUCCACGAGACGAAAACACAUCAGAUAAUUGGAUUGAAAGAAAUCCUUCUAUGGUUCGACUUACUGGAAAACAUCCAUUCAACAGCGAGGCACCCCUGCCUCGCUUAAUGCAACACGGGUUCUUAACCCCCGUGCCCCUGCAUUACGUCCGCAACCACGGUGCAGUCCCACACGCGAGCUGGGACACCUGGACCGUGGAGAUUUGCGGACUGGUGAAACAUCCGCUUUGUUUCACCAUGGACCAAUUAGUCACGGAGUUCCCCAGCAGGGAACUCCCUGUGACUCUGGUCUGUGCUGGAAAUCGAAGAAAAGAACAAAACAUGACUAAAAAGUCAUUAGGCUUUAACUGGGGCGCAUCUGCCAUAUCGAAUUCUGUAUGGCGGGGUGUGCCACUACACCACAUUUUAACUAAGUGUGGAAUUUUUAGUCGUAAAUCUGGCGCCCUCAACGUCUGUUUUGAGGGUGCGGAGGAUCUGCCUGGAGGAGGCGGAUCCAAAUACGGUACUAGUAUCAAGAAAGAGUUUGCGAUGGAUCCAUCGAGAGAUAUUAUGCUGGCUUACAUGCAAAAUGGUGAGCGUUUGGCUCCGGACCACGGAUUUCCAGUGAGGAUAAUUAUUCCUGGAUUUAUCGGAGGAAGGAUGGUGAAAUGGCUGAAGCGGAUCAUCGUAACAACUCAAGAAUCGGACAAUUAUUAUCACUUGAAGGAUAAUAAGGUUCUUCCUUCUCAUGUCGAUGCUGAGCUAGCCAAUGCCGAAGCCUGGUGGUACAAACCAGAGUACACCAUCACCGAGCUAAAUACAAAUUCAGCGAUUACAACACCUAGUCACGAAGAAAUAUUGGCUAUAAACUCUUGGACAACUCAGACUCCCUACACUCUGAAGGGUUAUGCAUAUUCAGGUGGGGGAAAGAAAGUGAUACGUGUAGAGGUGACGAUGGACGGCGGAGAGAGCUGGUACCAGUGCAAAGUGGACCACCAAGAGAAGCCGAACAAGUAUGGUAAAUAUUGGUGCUGGUGCUUUUGGUCCCUGGACGUCGACAUGAUGGCUCUGCUUGCUUCCAAGGAAAUUGCUGUCCGCGCUUGGGAUGAGUCUCAUAACACGCAGCCCGAGAAGCUCAACUGGAACCUCAUGGGAAUGAUGAACAACUGCUGGUUUCGAGUUAAGACGAGUUUGAGAAAACCAGAAAAUGGCGAGAUUGGGAUUAUGUUUGAACAUCCAGUGCUGCCUGGAAACCAGUCUGGAGGGUGGAUGGCAGCUGAAAAACAGCUUGAAAAAUCUUCUGAAGCAAAUAAGAUGCUAAAGAAGACCCUUUCAUCACCCUUCAUAGCCAAUAGUACCUCUGCGGACAAGGUUUUCACAAUGUCUGAGUUGAAAAAACAUAAUUCGGUUGAUUCUCCGUGGAUCGCUGUCCAUGGUCACGUAUACGACUGCACCAAGUUCCUCAAAGAUCAUCCCGGGGGCACUGACAGCAUACUCAUCAAUGCGGGAACAGACUGCACAGAGGAAUUUGAAGCCAUUCACUCUGACAAGGCGAAACAGCUACUUGAACCCUUUCGAAUUGGAGAGUUGAUGGCUACCGAAAUUCCACAACCUAGUUCUUGUCAUGGUGAAAUAAACACAAAAGUAUCAGAACGAUCCACAAUCAAGCAAAACAUUGCUCUUGUUGGCCGUGAAAAAGUCGCGUGCAAGCUCGUGCAGAAAACCUCAAUUUCACAUGACGUGAGAUUAUUCCGGUUUGCAUUGCCUUCAUCCGAUCAAACCCUCGGAUUACCUGUUGGAAAGCACUUAUUUCUGUGUGCCACAAUUGACGGAAAGCUUUGCAUGAGAGCCUACACGCCAUCAAGCUCAGUCGAUGAAGUAGGCUAUUUUGAUCUAGUUGUGAAGAUAUACUUCAAAGAUACAAAUCCCAAUUUCCCCAAUGGCGGAACAAUGUCUCAGUAUCUGGACUCGAUUCCAUUAGGCACCGCGUUACAUAUAAAGGGGCCAGUCGGUCACAUUGAGUAUCUUGGCAAGGGAAAUUUCAUGGUAAGUGGAAAGCAAAAAUUUGCAAAAAAACUGGCCAUGAUAGCUGGUGGAAGUGGAAUCACACCAAUUUAUCAAGUAAUGCAAGCAAUACUAAAGGAUCCCGAAGAUGAGACGAAAAUGUCCGUCGUGUUUGCAAAUCGGACCGAAGAUGAUAUAUUGUUAAGGGAAGAACUGGAUGCUUGGGCUGAGAAGUACAGAGACAGGGUAAAAGUUUGGUAUGUUAUUGGAAAAAGUUUGAGACAAGAUUGGAAAUAUAGCGUGGGGCGUAUCAGUGAAAGUGUGUUGAGGGAACGUAUACCGGCCGGAUGCGUCGAUGCGUUGGCGUUGGCCUGCGGUCCACCGGCGAUGAUAGAACAUGCGGUGACUCCAAACCUGGAGAAAAUGGGGUACGAUACUAAAGAGUCUUUGCUGGUCUUUUAGUUACUGCAGUUAGUGUUUUAUAGGCAAAUAAGUUAUGUGAAUGUAUAUUGAAAUUGUUCGGUUACAACCAGUUGUUGUGAAUCUGUAAAUUGAACUAUAGUCGUUAUGAGAAAUAAUACUUAGUUCUCAA